AUGGCAGAUGUGGUGAAAAUUUUCAACAAUGUGGCGACUGGUGUGAAAAGUGUGAACACAAUAGUCACAACUUUUGAUAAAAUCGAUAAAUCGGUCAAAGAGAAUAAUAAGAAGAUUCUGAAGCCAAGAGUGAUUAUGGAUAUCUCCAUUUUGCAGACUAUUCUGGAGAGGCUGGAGAAUAUUGCAGUUCUUAUCAUACAGUACCACACAAGAGAUGGUGGGAAUUUAAAUAAAAAAGAAAAACAGAGAUUGGCAUUUGUUGUUGAGGAAGUGGAGUGUAUUUAUGAUCAUGCGAAGGCUCUUAUGAUGGCAAAUGCACUGUCUAGUGGCUCUACUGUCAUGAGAAUUUGA
Molecule: messenger RNA, 351 nt
Organism: Caenorhabditis briggsae
Lineage: Eukaryota; Metazoa; Nematoda; Chromadorea; Rhabditida; Rhabditidae
Exons: 2
Coding region: 1-351 (116 amino acids)
Source: RefSeq, a predicted model, not a curated record